Messenger RNA from Mesorhabditis belari, 1281 nucleotides. The record is from the annotation of a GenBank genome assembly. Lineage: Eukaryota; Metazoa; Nematoda; Chromadorea; Rhabditida; Rhabditidae.
AUGCGUUUCUUAGCGUUAUUCUCAGCCUUGGCUUCUGUGAUCUAUGGGACGAGUGUUUGCGUCAAUCAAAACUGUGCUCCAAAAAAUUUGGUUGCCGAUUUCGUAUUCCUGAUUGACGUUUCCGAGGCGUUGAGUCAAGAUGAUUUCAACGCGGUUCAGCAACUUCUUCUCAACAUGUCCACUUCACUGACAAUCGGUCCAACUGCAUCACAGAUGGCUAUUUACACCUAUGCGACACGAGUCCGUUCAGCUGGUCUACUCAAAGAUCUCAACACAUUGAGCGCUCUUCAACAAGCCAUUGGCGGUCUGCAAUACGAUGCCACUGAAGACAGAGUCUUGCAACAAGCCAUCAGUCAAGAGGAGACUGACGUGACUGCUGCAAACGGUUUCCGCGCUAACGCCAAGAAAGUUCUUGUCAUCAUUGAGGGAGAUGAAUUCACCGGACAAUCACCAUUCAAUCGACAGCUUGACACCGUUAGGGCAAAGUUCGACAUGAUUUUGGUGGUUGGAGUUGGUGAGCAAGCGAUUCGCAACAACUACGAAAAUACAAAGAAACUUGCUGGAGACAAAACUGACGUUUUCUGGGCUUACAACACCGACCAUCUUCCCUACGCUCAGCUCUGGAUUCAGAACAAUGCUUGCGCCAACUCUCACGUUCCCCCAACAACCCCAAUGCCAACCACUGUGCCCACUCCAAAUCCAUCAGUUCCAUGUCCGGUGACCACACCAAACUUUGACGUUUACUUGAUCGUCGACACAUCCACAUCGAUUACCCCAACUGAUUUCAGCACCCUAAAGCAACAAAUCCUAUCCUUUGUGAGCGUUUACCCACUCGGAGAUAGCAAUGUGAACUUUGGACUUGUCACCAUCUCUUUGGAUGCUCAACUUUACUAUACUGGCUUUCAUGCAAACCAAAACCGAAAGCAACUCCUUUCAACGCUCGGCUAUUUGACUCAAGAUGCCAGCAAUGGGCAAACGCUGGCUUUAGCUCUCCGUGCAAUCAAUUCGACUUUCCUCGUUCAAAACUAUCCAACUCCAAACAAACUUGUCGUUUACCUCUCUGGCAAUACAAACUUUGAUCAAGACCCAACAGCACUAUCUCAAUCCAUCGCCAGCACUUAUGGAGUUCAUUUUGUUGCUGUUAAGUGGAAUGCGGGCGCUGAUACUACUAAAUUGUCGACACUAACUGGUGGUGCGAAUUGUGUCUUUGAUGCUACCACCAAACGUGACCAAACUGCCACCUGGUUGCAAACACAACUUUGCACGAAGCAGUUCUGCCGC